GUGUCGGAGAAUAUCACAGUCCAAACAGUCCUAGUAUACAAACAAGGUGUACUCAGGAGGUUUGUAACGUGUGUCCAAAAACAUCCUAUUUAAACAUCAUGAAAGUUUUGAUUUUUUUGACGUGCAGUGUAGUUUUGGUCUCCGCUGGGUGGAUCCCAUUCACAGGGGGACACAAAGAAGAACACCACCCGAUUAUCCAUGAUGGUGUCCCUUUGGAUACCCCUGAGGUCCAACAUGCAAGAGCAGAACACUUGGCAGCUGUAGCCGAAGCCAAGGCCCAUGCAGGUCCUGAGGAACAUUAUGAAUCUCACUAUGACCAUCAUGAGGAACACGUAGAGAUCCCACAGGAACACCAUCAUGAGGAACACCAUGGUACCGGAUAUUCCAUUCAACACAUCUCAGCCCAUCAUGGUCAUGGUCAUGAAGAACACGAGGAACAUACUUCAGUUGUCCAUCAUCCUCACACUGUUCCCCAUCAUACCCACCCAGCUUAUGAGACAUCCCAUCAUGAACCCAUUGUUGACCAUGAUGGUAAACCUCUUGAUACUCCCGAGGUAGAAAAAGCUAAGGCUUUGCAUUUUGCUGAGGUCCACAAGGCUUUGGCUCGUCUUCAUGAACAUGGUCAUGGUCAUUCCCUCCAUCGUCGGGAUCUGGGUGACUAUGCCCUUCAUGUAGAAGAUGACCAUUCUCAUGGGUAUGAACUCCAUCAGAACCAUGCCCCGGUUUAUGGUCACCAGGAAUCUCAUCAUCAUCAUGAAGUCCCACAAAUUGGUCAUGAUGGUAAACCCUUGGACACCGCUGAGGUUGAACAUGCGAAAGCGUUACACUUCCAUGCCCAUCAGGAGGCCCUCGCACGAGUGGCGCACGCCAAACAACAGGAACAACAUGAAAUCAACUACCACUAUUAAAUCUUGACACACUGUAUAUUGUGAUAGGUACG
Messenger RNA from Dalotia coriaria, 940 nucleotides. RefSeq names its product histidine-rich glycoprotein-like. The transcript is spliced from 2 exons. The record is from RefSeq and is a predicted model, not a curated record. The coding region runs from base 99 to 908 and encodes 269 amino acids. NCBI's taxonomy places the organism in Eukaryota, Metazoa, Arthropoda, Insecta, Coleoptera, Staphylinidae.